Molecule: messenger RNA, 498 nt
Organism: Talaromyces proteolyticus
Lineage: Eukaryota; Fungi; Ascomycota; Eurotiomycetes; Eurotiales; Trichocomaceae
Exons: 2
Coding region: 19-366 (115 amino acids)
Source: RefSeq, a predicted model, not a curated record
UCUACAAUCUCCAUCAUUAUGUUCCACUUAACUCUUGUGGGCUUCCUUCUUGGUGCUGUCACUCUCGGUGCAGCAGACGAUACCUGGGGUCUUUCCUUCUACAGUGAUGGUGCUUGCGGAAACUCUCCCGCCUCAUUUGGAGAUAGCACGACAUGGGGUUGCUACAAUUUGGAUAGCGAGGUUGAGCUGCAGUCUUUUGAGUGGCAGGCUGAUGACUGCAAAUUUUCUGCUGAGGUCUUUUUUGAAGAGAACUGCGGAGGAGACAAUCAGCUAGCAAUGUCCUAUGUGUGCUCCAGCGCCAAUGUCUUGCGGGGAAACACGUUCUCGUCUUUUGUUAUUGGAGGUCCUCUCGCCCACAAUUGUUAAUGGUCGUGUCUCUGUCGGUAUAUUAUAGCUUACGCAGGGCCUCUAUCGUUAGAUUCUGAGGACACUUAGAGGUUGUUAUUUUCCAGAAAGCAUAUUUAUUCCGUGGUUACCACAAGAUGGAUAGGUUCGAAG